AUGGUCGCUUUUGAUGCACUGGUUGAAGCUGGCUUGGAUGUCAAUGACACUCCCCGGAACUCAGCACUGGCACAACUCUUGCAGCGAGGUGGCAUUUCAGACCUGGAAGUAGAUACACCCCUGAAGGGCGCUCUGAAGUGGUCAAACAAUAACAACAAGAAAGUCUUUGUACGAAAGCUUUUAGAAAGAGGGGCGAAUGUGAGUCUACAGAGUCCACAUGGAAACGCUCUUGGGUUCGCUAUCAAGCACUCGUCUGCUGAAGAUGUACGCAUGUUACUCGAUGCUGACAAAGAGCCACACGAUCCAACACAUCUUCUGCACCUCGCCAUCAGCAAUGAGCGAGAAAAUCUAGUCCCCUUACUUGUAGAAAUGGGCGCCGACGUCAACAAGCGAGUGGAAGGAUGCACGGCAUUAACGGAAGUAUUAAAGCAAAACAAUAUACCCAACGUCCGAUCACUCCUAGACCUAGGUGCGAGAAUCGAUUUCAGCUUGUGGCAAGACCGAGAGGCGGUCACAAACACUGAAUGGUCUGACGAUGUCAUCGAGAGACUCGAGCUUCUUCUUCAGGCCGGCAUGGAUAUCAACGCCAGCGAUGGCAAGGAAAACCUUUUGCUAUCAAUUCUCGCUUGGUCUCACGUGGCCCACAGGACGUCCAGAGAUGUAUACGAAUACGACUACAAAGACAUAGUGCAGUGGGCUAUAGAGAACGGUGCUGAUAUCAAUCAAAUUCUCUACCAGUCUGUCUUUCCCACCAUAUUAAUUACUGCGGCAUCCAAGUAUGAACCCGACACAGUGCAGUAUCUGCUUGAGAUGGGAGCAGACCCGGCUCUCCAGGUGGGCUUUGGAUUUGGGAGCGCAUUGGUUGCAGCGGCGUUCAGCGGACGAUACCACGCUUGUCGCUUUCUUCUCCGUCAGAAAGGAGUCUACGCUAAUCGGCGGCACCGUGGUUUCUUCCGAAACGCUUUUUAUGCUGCUGUGAGUGGUCACUUGGACUACCUGUCGAUGGAUGAAGAUGAUAGGAGAAGGCUCGUUCCACUCGAUACUAGGGAAGUGGCACUUUCCGAGAGUUUUGGCAAAUGGAUCACUGGUCAUGACAAAGGUGAAGAGGCCUUCCCAACGUCGACCUGA
This is a messenger RNA of Fusarium pseudograminearum CS3096, 1128 nucleotides long. RefSeq lists its product as uncharacterized. Lineage: Eukaryota; Fungi; Ascomycota; Sordariomycetes; Hypocreales; Nectriaceae. Bases 1 to 1128 code for a protein of 375 amino acids. Gene Ontology annotation, molecular function: protein binding. The record is from RefSeq and is a predicted model, not a curated record. The transcript has 2 exons.